Messenger RNA from Sceloporus undulatus (fence lizard), 2775 nucleotides. RefSeq names its product zinc finger and BTB domain containing 17 (gene ZBTB17). Gene Ontology annotation, cellular component: nucleus. Gene Ontology annotation, biological process: regulation of transcription by RNA polymerase II. The transcript has 15 exons. The record is from RefSeq and is a predicted model, not a curated record. Lineage: Eukaryota; Metazoa; Chordata; Lepidosauria; Squamata; Phrynosomatidae. Bases 131 to 2572 code for a protein of 813 amino acids. Gene Ontology annotation, molecular function: protein binding; DNA-binding transcription factor activity, RNA polymerase II-specific; RNA polymerase II cis-regulatory region sequence-specific DNA binding.
CCCCCCGCGAACAGCGACGCCGCUUCCGCCCGGCCCCAAGAUGGCGGCGCCCUUUGUCUGUUCCGUGUCACUCUGAGCCUGCCUUCGCCUCCUUCCCUUCGGCGGGGAUUAUGCGAGGCCGGCGGGCGGCAUGGCAGCCAUGGACUUCCCUGAGCACAGCCAGCAGGUCCUGGAGCAGCUGAACCACCAGCGGCAGCAGGGCCUCCUCUGCGACUGCACCUUCGUGGUGGACGGCAUCGACUUCAAGGCCCACAAGGCCAUCCUGGCCGCCUGCAGCCCCUACUUCCGCAUGCUCUUCCUCGACCAGAAGGACGUGGUCCACCUGGACAUCAGCAACGCCGCAGGUCUGGAGCAGGUGCUGGAGUUCAUGUACACAGCGAAGCUGACCCUCAGCCCAGAGAACGUGGAGGACGUCUUGGCGGUGGCCGGCUUCCUCCAGAUGCAGGAGGUCAUUGGCGCCUGCAACACCCUCAGGGCCUUUGCGGCUCCUCCGGCGGACGCAGGCCAGCCCUCCCCUGGCACCGAGGCCCCGGCGGCAGAGGCAGGGCAGGAGAAGGCCUCCUCUGUCGGGUCUAGAGAGGCAGCCGAAGAUGCCAACAAGGAGGAGAAGGAGGAGGCCUCGUGUGCCCCGCCUGGCACCCUCCGGAAGGCAGGAGAUGCAGAUUCGGAAGAGGCAGACAGGGACACUGAGUCGGGCAGAGCAGUUGGCAAGGAGCCAGCUGCAGAGAAGACCAAGGAAGACACAGCUGCCUCCAGCAUGGCCAAGGAUGUCCAGGCAGGCAGUCCGUCUCCUGGGGAACCCAGCUCCACACACCUCCCUCUGAGGACCCCCCAAGUGGAAUCCACUGCCCUGAAGCUCCCAGCUGAGAUGGAGGUGGAGCUGGAGGGCCGAGAAGAAGAGGAAGAGGAGGAAGAGCUGCAUUCAGAGGCUGAGGGCAGUGACAAGACCCCUGAGGCCAAACAGGCCAGGCUGGCAAACGGUGCUGCACCUGAGGAUACUGAGUCAGGGGGCACAGAUUCUGGACAGGAGAACAGUGGCGAGGCCCGGUUGCUGCGCUCAGGAACCUACAGUGACCGGACGGAGUCAAAGACUUACGGCUCCGUCACACACAAGUGUGAGGACUGUGGGAAAGAGUUCACCCACACGGGUAACUUCAAGCGCCACAUCCGCAUCCACACCGGGGAGAAGCCCUUCUCCUGCCAGGAGUGCAGCAAGGCCUUCUCUGACCCAGCCGCCUGUAAAGCGCACGAGAAGACACACAGCCCGCUGAAGCCCUACAGCUGUGAGGAGUGUGGGAAGAGCUACCGCCUGAUUAGCCUCCUCAACCUGCACAAGAAGCGGCACACGGGGGAGGCCAAGUACCGCUGCGAGGACUGUGGCAAGCUCUUCACCACCUCGGGCAACCUCAAGCGCCACCAGCUGGUCCACAGCGGCGAGAAGCCCUACCAGUGUGACUACUGCGGCCGCUCCUUCUCGGAUCCCACCUCCAAGAUGCGCCACCUGGAGACCCACGACACGGGCAAGGAGCACAAGUGCCCCCAUUGUGAGAAGAAGUUCAACCAGGUGGGGAACCUCAAGGCCCACCUCAAGAUCCACAUAGCUGACGGGCCGCUCAAGUGUCGUGAGUGUGGGAAGCAGUUCACCACUUCAGGCAACCUGAAAAGGCACCUUCGCAUCCACAGUGGGGAGAAGCCCUACAUCUGUGUGCAUUGCCAGCGCCAGUUUGCUGACCCUGGGGCUCUGCAGCGCCAUGUUCGGAUCCACACAGGUGAAAAGCCCUGCCAGUGCUUGAUCUGUGGCAAAGCCUUCACCCAGGCCAGCUCCCUCAUUGCACACGUGCGCCAGCACACCGGGGAGAAGCCAUAUGUGUGCGAACGCUGCGGCAAGAGGUUUGUUCAGUCCAGCCAGUUGGCCAACCACAUCCGGCACCACGACAACAUCCGUCCUCACAAGUGUAAUGUCUGCAACAAGGCCUUCGUGAAUGUGGGCGACCUUUCCAAGCACAUCAUCAUCCACACAGGAGAGAAGCCCUUUCUGUGUGACAAGUGUGGCCGCGGCUUCAACAGGGUGGACAACCUCCGUUCCCACGUCAAGACGGUCCACCAGGGCAAGGCUGGCCUGAAGUUGCUGGAGCCAGGGGAGGGGGAGGAACUCAACAUCGUCACUGUGGCCCCAGACGACAUGGUGACCCUGGCCACAGAAGCCCUGGCAGCCACGGCUGUCACACAACUCACAGUGGUCCCAGUAGGAACGCCUGUCACGGCAGACGAGACAGAAGCUCUGAAGGCGGAGAUCACCAAGGCUGUGAAGCAAGUGCAGGAGGCAGACCCCAACACCCAGAUCCUCUAUGCCUGCGACUCCUGUGGGGAGAAGUUCCUGGACGCCAGCAGCCUGGCUCAGCACGUGCGCAUCCACACCGCCCAGGCCCUGGUCAUGUUCCAGGCCGACACAGACUUCUACCAGCAGUACAGUGCAACGGCCGCCGCCUGGCAAGGGGAGCAAAUCAUCCCUGCUGGGGAGCUGCUCUUCCGGACGCGGGAGGGGAGCGAGGCGCCGCAGACGCCAGACUGAAAGGGGCUGUGGGUCAGCCACCUGGACACUGGAGCCACACGCUCCCCCUUUGAGGGUGGAAGGCCAGCAGGAGCAGGGCACCGGCUGCUAUUUAACAAAAGACAAUGGGAAGAAGUACUGCUGUAAAGAAAGAAUUAUUUCUGUAAUGGAGAGAAUCUACGUCUGUGUUAAUAUUUAGAUGAAAUAAAGCCCUUAUUUUCUAA